CAUGAGAUUCAUCUUAAACGCCAGUUUCGACAAUUGGAUUACCUCAUUGGGAUGGUCGGUGAAACAAGACUUCACUGGAACUCAAGUCUAAUGGGGGCUUAAACUAUAAGACCUAUUUUACAAAAACGUGCUAAAGUGCAGACCAAUCAGCUGACGAUAUGGAAAUAGGUAGAUACUGCUGAACAUAUGGACAAAGCAGAAGCUUUCCUGAGUGACCUACUUCUGAAACCAAGCCAUGGGGUGUGAUGAAUCCAAACCCAAGAUGGACACAUCGGAGUCGAUGUUCUCCGAUAUUAAAGGAAGGAGCGAGGAAAACGGGGACAAACCACGUGGGAAAAACUACUACACCAACCCCCCAGUUAAUCUACCACAGCCUGGGGAGAACUCUGAUGCUGAGGGAGGCAGUGGCGGAGGGAAACGUGUUUUCGCGCUUUAUGACUAUGAUGCCCGAACACAAGAUGACCUCACAUUCCGGAAAGGCGACGUUCUCGAACUUAUAGAGUGCAGAACUGACGACAAUGAGGACUGGUGCUUCGCGCGACAUAUAUAUCCAAAAUAUAACAAUCUCCAGAAGGAGGGUUACGUGCCACGGACCUAUGUUGCAUUGGAGGAAAGUCUAGAGUCACAUGACUGGUUUUUCGGACGGGUGACACGUAAGGAGGCAGAGAGAAACUUGUUGACGAAGGACAACCCUGUUGGAGCUUUCCUUGUACGGGAGAGCGAGAGUUGUCCGGGGAGCUAUGCGUUGUCCAUUCGAGACUAUGACCAAAACAUGGCCAAUCCGGAUUGCGCCAAACAUUACAAGCUUCGCAACAUGGAUGGAGGCGGAGUGUACAUUGUCAAAAGACGACAGUUCAAGAGUAUGAUGGAACUUGUGGACCACUAUAAAGUGCAAGCGGAUGGUAUAUGCGGGUCACUGGUAGCACCGUGCUCUCGAGCUGCCCCGGUAAUGGUCGAUUUGAGUCGGGACACUAAGGACGCGUGGGAGAUUGACAGGAACUCGCUCCAGCUGUCACAGAGGCUUGGAGCUGGUCAGUUCGGGGAGGUCUGGAAAGGAAUAUGGAACAACACAACAGAUGUCGCUAUAAAAACUCUAAAGGCAGGCACAAUGAAAAAGGAGGCCUUUCUUGCCGAGGCCCAGAUUAUGAAGCAGUGUCGCCAUGACAAACUUGUGCGUCUGUACGCCAUUUGCUCGAAGGAGGAGCCGAUUUACAUUGUGACUGAGCUCCUCAAUGACAGUCUGCUAAACUACCUGCGGGAAGGAGAAGGACGAUACAUAGAAUUCCCCGAUAUGGUGGACUACGCAGAACAGAUUGCUGCAGGAAUGUCUUAUCUGGAAAGGAAUAAGCUUAUCCAUAGAGAUUUAGCAGCAAGAAAUGUCCUUGUUGGUGCAAAUGGUAUUUGCAAAAUUGCCGACUUUGGUCUUGCGCGGAUAAUUGAGGAUGACGAAUACAAUCCUAAACAUGGAUUUAAGUUCCCGGUCAAGUGGACGGCCCCAGAGGCGGCUAAUUACAUGCGUUUCACGAUAAAGUCAGACGUGUGGUCAUACGGCAUUCUGCUCACGGAAAUUACAACACAUGGACAAGUACCAUACCCAGGCAUGACUAACAAAGAAGUUCUACAACACAUCGCCUACGGCUACCGCAUGCCUAAACCGCUGGAAUGCUCCGACGCCAUGUACGAAAUAAUGCUCAAGUGCUGGGAUAAACGUGAGGAAAAUCGACCAACUUUUGAAUUCAUGGAGUUCUUCUUCGAUGACUAUUUUGCCAAUACAGAACUCGAAAUAUAAUAAGUAAUCAGUUGAAUAAUCAGAUAUGUGACUGAUAUUGCUUCACACAAUUUGAACAGUUAUGAUUAAAUUUAUGCAGCAUGUUACGAUGUAAUCUCAAUUUGGUUCAGUGCGUUAUUUUAUUGCUGGCUAUUUUGACUAUGCUUUUUGGUGCAAAAAUAAUUAUUUAUGUCGGGAAUAUUUAACAUAUAUGAAAUUAUUUUUGGAUUUGCCAUGAAAUAAAUCUCAACUCUAUAUUCAAUGUCUUAUAUAGAAAAGUUUGAAAUUAUGUAAAUAAAUGUAGCAUGUUUAAUCGAAAAUGAAGUAUUUUUAUCAUUUUAGCCAGAUUUGAAAAAAAAGAGGCAGGUCAAUGCAGAAAAGGGACAGGGUGCUUAUGCAUUGUAUAUUUGUGUUAAGGACUUACAUAUUAUAAAUAUGACAAAAUUUGUUAGAAAAGUGUUUUAUUAAAGUAGUUUUAGGUUUGUUUGUAUUUAUAAUCAUAUAGUUAGCUUAAAAAAACAAAUGCAAUAUUUGGUUAUCUAUAGCAUUUAUUUCUAAGAAGCAGAACAGUAUACAUGCUGGUCUCCAUUGGGGAAAGGGAGUGCUACCAAAAAGGGCAGGGUGCAACACUCUUCAAUAAAUAAUUAAGCUUAAAGACUGCAUUUGCUAGGAUUUAGUUGUCCAUAAAUUGUCUAAGAAAUAGUUAGCAAUGUAUACAAAAUAAUCAUGAUGUUUGACAGCAGUUUUACGUUUGAUUUUUGAUUUACUGAUAAGCAGUUAUAAGUAAAAAUGUUUUCAUUUGCAUGUGCUGUAUGCUAAGGAUCUUACAAUGAACAUUUCUAAUGGAUUCUUUCUCUUUCACAAAGUACCCAUUACAACAUGCAAGUGUUCAUUUAUAUAUUGUUGCAUUUCUCUGUUAUUGAUGCAUUCCAUGUUUUCAAUUGUACAUAUAGAUAUACUCUUUUCUUUUUAUAUAUCAUUAA
Mya arenaria is the source of this 2751-nucleotide messenger RNA. RefSeq names its product tyrosine-protein kinase SRK2-like. NCBI's taxonomy places the organism in Eukaryota, Metazoa, Mollusca, Bivalvia, Myida, Myidae. The record is from RefSeq and is a predicted model, not a curated record. Gene Ontology annotation, cellular component: extrinsic component of cytoplasmic side of plasma membrane. The coding region runs from base 236 to 1789 and encodes 517 amino acids. The transcript has 13 exons. Gene Ontology annotation, biological process: innate immune response; cell differentiation; cell surface receptor protein tyrosine kinase signaling pathway. Gene Ontology annotation, molecular function: non-membrane spanning protein tyrosine kinase activity; ATP binding; signaling receptor binding.